AUGAAUGGAGGAACGCCGAAAGCAUCAUCAGAACGACAUGCUCGUCCUCAGGUGCCCAGUGCAGACAGCCUGGAAAUCUGGCAGCCCAUUCCAAUUCUGCAGCCUGAUACAGAAGGGCGCCUUGCGACGUCAGUUGAGCGGCUCUUUGACGGGCUUUUGGGAAUUGCUAUGCGGUGUUUUGACGGAAAGGAGUCCUCGGCACGUGCGAGGUUGCUUGCGGUAGUGCAGAAGAUUAUCAACACACGGCACCGAGUCACGUGCCUGCGUUGUGUUAUGAGCUUGCUGCUAGCACCGAGAGCUCGAGACAUGGAGGCAGAACUGGAGGAGCUGGCACAGAGCAAGAGUCAUCGGAGGCAACAGGUCAAGCGCUUCUUCGAAAACUACCGUCCUCCGCAGACCUCCCGCGAGGUUCCCGUGGGGCAAGUAACUGAAGAUAUCACAAAGAAUUCUGCAGCCUUGCUGGAGACGCAGUGCAAAUUUUGGCAUGUCGCUGAUGUCGCAGCCGGGAAGUCUAAGACAAACUUGGACCCUCUCUCGGCACAAGACUCUUCGAAAGGUCAAACGCAAGCGAAAGCAUUGCACCCAAAACCCGACACUUGGAUUGUUCGAGGAGCACGUGAGCGCAAGCCACAACGUUGGACAUUGGCCGAACGCUUUCGACAGGAAGUGUCAGACAGUGCUAGCAAUCAGUGGGAUGUGCGGCGCACCAGUAGCCUCAUCAAGCCAGCUUUGCCAUCGGCAUUGAAGACCUCGAAAUCAAGCAAAGUACUCAAGCAUGUACAAUUGAGUGGACUUGGCGAGAAGUCGGUAUCUGCGCCCUCUCUGCACACCCGAUAUGGAGGCUGUGGCAAGGAUCUCCAGUCUGUAAGUGCGGGCAGCGAUGCUUUCUCCAGAAACCCGGUCAUGGCCAUGACCUUUAAGGAAAGUUGGAAAGCCGAAGCAAAGGACAAGCAAAAGAAAGGUUCCGAAUCAGCGAUGACAAGGUACAUGACCACAUGUGAGCGAGGAGGCAUCUUGCCAUCACCACUUGAUUUCAUCACAGGUCUGUCUCCGAGCCUCAAUGCUGUGAACUGGGCGCUGGCUGACUGUGAUCUCAUCCCUGUUGCAGCAAUGUUUCGUACCGUGCCCAAAGUUUUGGAAGUGGAUCUCAGUGGCAACACUCUGCUCACUGAUAAGUCCGUGGUUCCUCUUUUACAGAAGAUGAUGAGAAAUCCAGCCUGCAAGACGCUUGCAUCUUUGCGCCUUCGUCAGUGUAUACGACUUGGCCAUCCGUCCGUGGAGCUGCUCGUGAGCCUCAUUGCCAGCCCGCAUGGCCUCAGCACGCUCAAAGUUCUGGACAUGAGUGGCAUUCACCUGCCGGUGAAGUCUCAGUUUGAACUUUGCAAGGCUUUAGGCGAACAUUCAAACUUGGAAAACUUGAUGUUGGCGGACACCGGUCUGGGAAGCAACCCAGCAAUCAAAAAAUGUCUGGAUGUCCUGUUCGGAUGUAGCACCUUGACGGCACUUGAUUUGAGCUGGAACAGUUUCGGAGACGAGGUUUUCGCUUCAAUUGGCACGAAUGUGGCACAUCCACAUGUACAGCUGCGGUCCUUCUCAAUGUCGAGCUGCUCUUCAGCGAGUGAUGCCAGUGCCAGCGUGAUGUUGGAGUCAUUGAGCAAGGCAAGAAGCCUAACGUAUCUGGACGUGUCCAUGAACCGGCUGGACCUGAACGCAGCGCUAGUCCUCGCGGAUGCGCUGUCAGCACAUCCGUGCCUAAAGGAGCUGGAUGUGUCGCGAAAUCCUUUUGGGGCUCCAGGCGCUCAUUUCCUGAUCCGGCUCUUUGCCGUCUCGAAACUGGAGAAGCUGCAUUGCCUAGAAGCUUUUGACAUGGGCGAUGCUUUUCGGCAACAUUUCUUCCAGUUCUGUAACCCGGAAGGGGAAUACGACCUGAACAUGGGACUGCCUCACAGCCGUGCAGUGUUACGUAUUCUUUUGAAGCUGUGCAAGAUGCUCGGGCUGAGUACGAAGCAGGCCUUCACAGAUCUUGCGCUAAGUCAGGGCUGCACGCCUUUGACGGAGGCAGUGGACGAGCAUGGCACAUUCGAGGUUCCCAGCACAGGCCGCAUCAGCUUCGUCUUCAGCACCACCAAGGCGACUGGCCCAGACGUCUACGAGGAGAGCAUGGAGUGCAUCGCGGAGUCGCUACUGCUGCGGGAUGAACAGUGCAAGAUCCGACUGCGGCUUGACAAAGCCGUGCUGCUGAUCCCCGUCUUCGAUGCCUUGCAGGACAAGCUCCCUUUAAUCGACGCACUGGCCAAGAACUUUGUCGUCGAGUAUUCCCACAUUGAGAUGCUUUGCAAGCUCGGCAAAUCCAUGAUGAUUCCGACGAUCAUCCAAAGGUUGCUGCAUGCGUGCUCUGGCGGAAGUGUCGGCCGACACUUGUGCUUGCGGCUCGCGAGCACUCAGGCGCAGUACAGACAGAUACUGCGUCGAGCGAUGCUCUCGCUGACCUUCACUCCAAGCAAUCCGUCGAUGCACUACACGCUUUUCCUAGAAGAGCCUUGUGACUUCCAUGUUGCCGAGUGCAUGCGCAUCCUUGACAGAUGGGAAGCCAGCGCUGCCAUUCGUCGUGGCUUCUUCGAUACCUCGCAGCGUGGUAACCAGUCCCAGGUGCGCAACGAGCGUUAUGAGGGCCGAAGGCCUCUCUUCCGUUCCAUCAUGGACUGGGAACUUCCUUUGAGUGGGAAGCUGGAGUUUGAUUUCGCUGGUGGGCCGCGGACGGCUGCAGGUACUGUUGAAAUGGCUGACCCGAUUUUUGAGGAGUUCUUCACACACUUGCUCACAGCAAAGUGUCGAGCAUCUCAACAGUUUGAAGCACUUCGUGCCGUCUCUCCGUAUAUAUACCUCGCAUCAUCGCAACUGCGUCGGCUGUUGGGAGUGAUAUAUGAUGCAGAGGUGAGGAUGCAUGUCUUCCAUGUGUUCUACUUCAGGUUGACGGACAUUUGGAACGUGAAGGUUUGCAGGGCCCGCUUCUCCAGUGAUGAGUGUUUGCUGCUCAUGAAGAAGCUCGGACCCGUGAAGUUCUUCCCCUACAUCCAGCCGGAGCAGGCCCAGCUCGACCUCGAUUUCUCUGUCCACGAUGAGAAGCUUGCGGUGAAUCUGCUUGUCAUGUUGCAGCAGAAGGAGGGGGCCCUUCUUCUCGAACCCAGGUACAUCCGGGAGGACGGGACCGAAGACAAGCUGGUCACAGGUGUGCCCCGAGCCUGGGCACGGUUUUCCGAUCUGCCUCGGGCGGGGACCUUUGCAGCGAAGUAUUUUGUGGCACCUGAGAAGCGCAACAUGAAGACUCGAAGUGAUUUCCUUGGAGCUUAUGGGCGAUGGCGCACACCUCCCCUCAAGCAAGAGGAUGUAUCCUGGUGGUCCACUCUGUCAGAUGUCAGCCUUGACAUCAUCCGCUUCUUGGAGGUCAUGCGAGAGAAGUACCGUGACAAUCUGAAAGAGGCGUUUCGUGACAUUGAUGGUGGUAGUGCGAACGGUUUGAUCACCUUGAAAGAAUUCGAGGAGUAUUGCGACAGGCUUGAAGAUUCCCGAUUCCGUGACAAUCGCCGCGAACGUUUUCGGGCCAUUUUCCGCUACCUUGACGCAACGCUCGAGGGUUCCAUUUCUGUUGAGGAGUGGCUCCAGCUGGAUACUGUGAAGCGUGAGCUGGACAGACAGACUGGGGAGCUCUAUGAUUUCUUCAUCUGGAGAUACGGCGCGAUUGCCAAGGCCUGGGCUGUCCUGGAGAAGAGCGGAGAUGGAGAGAUGUCUCAGGAGGAGUGGAGCAACGGGCUGAAGGAGUUGGGAUACUUUGGGGCGUCUGUGGAGCUGUACUCCGUUCUGGACACCACCAAUGACGGCACAAUUAGUUUCGAGGAGUUUACUUGCAUUGCCCGGCGCGCCCAAGGCGAGGCUUGA
This is a messenger RNA of Symbiodinium sp. CCMP2592, 3936 nucleotides long. The record is from the annotation of a GenBank genome assembly. Lineage: Eukaryota; Dinophyceae; Suessiales; Symbiodiniaceae.